Gadus chalcogrammus (walleye pollock) is the source of this 793-nucleotide messenger RNA. Its product is annotated as mitochondrial translation release factor in rescue-like. Gene Ontology annotation, biological process: translational termination. Bases 153 to 656 code for a protein of 167 amino acids. Gene Ontology annotation, cellular component: mitochondrion. Lineage: Eukaryota; Metazoa; Chordata; Actinopteri; Gadiformes; Gadidae. The transcript has 2 exons. The record is from RefSeq and is a predicted model, not a curated record. Gene Ontology annotation, molecular function: translation release factor activity.
AGACAUUCUGCCUCCCGAUUGGCUGCCUAGUAGGAAGUCGUCCUGAUAUCCUGUUUACGUCCUUGAUGAUUUGAGGACCCCAUACUCUUCACGUGUUGUAAAUGUUAUGUUUCCACAUCAUGUUUAGUGUGAGGAGGAUCUGACCGGCUGCUAUGGGCUCGGUGCUGCUGCUGAUAAGUUCCGUGUACUCAGCGUCCAGGUGGAUUCCGUGGGGGAGAUCUCUCACCAGAGCUCCCCUUCUGAGGGUCGCUCCUGUUGCAGGACCUGCGUGGGUUUUAGCAGCUGGGAAGAAGGACCUCAUAGAUCUUCCUGUCCUGAACGAGGAAGACCUCGAAGAACAAUUCGUUCGAGGGUCGGGCCCGGGCGGGCAGGCUACGAAUAAAACCAGCAACUGUGUGGUGCUCAAGCACAUUCCCACUGGGAUUGUAGUGAAGUGUCAUCAAACGAGAUCGGUGGAAACAAACCGAAAACGUGCUCGAGAGAUCCUGAGAGGAAAAGUGGAUAUUGCAUGUAAAGGAGAAGACAGUGAAAUCAUCAAGAGGAAGAUGGAGUCCAUGCAGAGGAAACAAGAGAAGAGGAAAAACGCCAAUGACAAUCUAGAGAAAAAGAAAAUGUUCAAAGAAGCCCUUGCAGCGGAGAUGAAAACCAUAAAGUGACAGAUGAUUGUAAUAUUCAGUGUGGUAUAUGUUUUUCAGUGUGUGAGUGUAAAUAAUGAUAAGAGUUGUGGAUAACAAUGAUUGGCUGUACUUGAUAAGAACGUCAUUGUUAUGUUUUGAAUAAGGAACCAGACAGU